Molecule: messenger RNA, 3201 nt
Organism: Clunio marinus
Lineage: Eukaryota; Metazoa; Arthropoda; Insecta; Diptera; Chironomidae
Source: the annotation of a GenBank genome assembly
AGUCAUUUUAAACGUAAAGAUGUCGGAAAACCCUUUUGAUACUCUAACGAGUCCGCAAAAAAUUAACGAAAUUAUAGAAAACGUACUGUUAAUAACGUUAAAUCCGGAUCAUACAAACAAACAAUUAUUUUUAAUGGAACAAUCGGAAACUCGUCUAUGGACAGUUGAACUUAUUGAAUUAAAUCUUUUCGAGCGAAUAAUGGCAUUAUCCUUUGAAAGAGGUGAUGAUAAUAAAAUCGUAAUUUAUUUGUAUAAUUCAUUUCUACGUCUGAAACACGAAAACAAGAAAGGGAAAUCUGAUGUGUGUGAUGUUUUAUCAUCGCUGAUAUUCAGAAAUGUUGCUGUGUCAUUGAAGGAGCCAGAAUUGUUUCCUGAACAAAAUAUAUGUGAACAGUUCUUGGAAAUAUAUAAAGAUAGCGAAAUUGAAGAUCCAUCAUAUCGGGAUGAAUUUCUAUCAUCAGUUAUCAAGAAAGCACUUGAAGACUCCGAUAACGACAUGAAAAGCAAUGUGAAAGAAAUUUUUUUCAAAUGUUUCGAUGAAUGCAUGAAAUCUAUAAGACAAUCAUCGAUGAUAACGUUUGAGAAAUGGAUCAUGCCGUUUCUCAUCGCUUUCAGUAGCGACAAAAAUAAUCCUGAAAUGGCCAAUAUUUUUCUAAAUUACACGACUCCACCCCCAGGCUGUGAUGGAAUCAAAUAUGCUGACUCUUUAUUAGGUCAAAUUCUUUGUCUAUCAAUGACACCUAAGAACAAUCAAGGACCAUACGAAUUUUAUGACAACUUACAAAACACAAACCUCACGUCACUAAAUAAUUUAUCAGCGUCUUUGUGGAAUUAUUUAAAAGUUCUUCACGAUUCUUUGCAUUCUUUGAUAAAAGGAUUUCUUGUUAUUGGAGGUGAUACAAAAGAAAGAAUGCUUAUCUGGUUGGGAAAUGCAAUAACUUCAAAUGUUAAACGUGGACAAAUUUGGAAUACGCACACUUCAAUGGUUCUUGGUAAUUUCACAACAGCACCUGAUAGCUUUAUGAUUGGUCUUGCAGGCGUUCUACUUCGAUUAUGUCUGCCUUUGAUGAAACCACAACUGAAAGUUUUGAUUGUUGAUCCAACAUUUUCAGCUGUCAAAGCAGAACAAGCAGCAGAAAAACAAGUUCACAUGAAAGAUAUCGAUAAGGAAACGUGUCUGAUUCCCUUUGAAGAUGAUGAAGAACGAAUCACCGCAACAAAGUAUAACUUUGUUACUGAACUUUUCUUUAUGACACAGAAAGCUAUUGAUCUGAGUUUUCGUGUCUGCAUCGAGAAAGUUAUCAGAAUGAAUCGAGAAAUUCAACGAAUGCAAAAUGCUUAUCAAGAUGCAGCACAAGGUGGAAGUAAUUCAGAUAUUGCUGAGAAUAUUAUGAAUGCUUUGACAAAACAAACACAACAACUUUUGUGUCUUCAAAAUCUUAUUCUCGAGCCAAGAAAUGAUGAGUUGCUUGUUCUUUUUUAUGAAGCCACUGCGAUGUGGGUGAAUUUGUUAGCGACAAAAACUUCAAUAAAUCCAGAAGAUGCUGCAAAAGGAUAUGCUCCAUUAACUGUUAAUGAAAUUCAUUUGCCAUUAGUUAAUGAGUCGAGUAAACUUCUUCAAUAUAUUCCUGAAAUGAUUCUCGAAAAUAUCGUCGGCUAUUUGCAAUUCAGCAAAAUAUUCGAAACUCAAGCACGUCAAAAUCACGAAGCAAAGGAAAAUUUCAUCACAAUGAUUUUAAUAUUUAUGGGAAACAGUAAACGUGCAAAAAAUCCACAUUUACGAGCUAAUUUAGCUGAGGGCUUGGAAAGUUUAUUGCCAAAGGAAAGCAAUGGUUAUACGAUGGACACACAACUCUUCCAUCAACAUCCACAUCGUCUUCAAAUUGUAGAAAAUCUUUUAAAUGUUUUUGUUUCCAUUGAGAUGACGGGACAAAGCGUGCAAUUUGAACAGAAGUUUAAUUAUCGUAGACCAAUGUAUGUGAUCAUGGAAUUUUUAUGGAAAAUUCCUGAACAACGUGAAUGUUUCAAUGCUUUGUCACUUGAUGCAGAAAUUCACAUUGAUGAUGUUGAAGCGCCAAUAUUCCUUCGAUUCAUAAAUGUAUUGAUAAAUGAUUCGAUUUUCUUACUCGAUGAGAGUUUAAGUAAUUUACAGCAAAUCAGAGAGCUUGAAGAAGCCAGAGACAAUGGAAAAUGGGAUUCACUACCAAACAAUGAACGACAGCAGAAUGCUCAAAAUUUACAAAUGUUGGGAAAUCUUGCUCGCUUUGAUAACAUCUUGGGACGAGAUACAAUAAAUAUUCUGAAACUUCUAACAUCAGAAACGAAAGGAAUUUUCUGUCAUGCUUCGAUGGUUGAUCGAAUUGCUGCAAUGUUAAAUUACUUUUUACUUCAUCUUUGCGGACCAAAGCAGAAGAAUUUUAAGGUGAAGAAUAAGGAGAACUUUGACUUCGAUCCAGCAAACACUGUGAAACAAAUUUGUCAUCUUUAUCUGAAUCUUCGUGAGAGUGAAUCGUUUUGUUUGGCUGUUACACAAGAUGGAAGAUCUUAUUCGCCAGAACUCUUUAAAUAUGCCGAAAAAACUUUGAUAAAAAUUGGUGGUGGUGAUUUGAUUACUGAAAUUAUUGAAUUUUCCGAUAAGGUACAGAAGAUUGAACAACGUCAAAGGGAGAAUGAUGAAGCACUUGUCAAUCCACCAGAUGAGUUUUUAGAUCCAAUUUUAUCAAUUCUAAUGAAAGAUCCAGUAAUUCUUCCAAGCUCAAAAGUCACUGUUGAUCGUUCAACAAUAUCACGACAUUUGUUGUCAGAUCAAUCGGAUCCAUUCAACCGAUCACCAUUAUCGAUGGAUCAAGUUAUUCCUGAUACAGAAUUGAAGAAAAAGAUUGAAUAUUGGAUCAAAGAAAGACUUCAAAAUUAUAACGAAACGAAAAAUUAGUUUAUUAAAUUUACAACUAUAGAUCGAUGUAAAUGUGGUUAAUUAAUAAAUAAAAAAUAUUUCAACUCCCUAAGAGGUACAUCGAAUGGUACCCAAUCAUAAAUUGCGUUAUAACGUUUCAAAACAUUUACAUUUUCUUUUAAAAGCUUUCAGCAAGUUCACGAUAUUUAUGCAUAUAAAGUUCACAAAAAACCAAAUUUUAUCGGUCACUGGAGGAUUUCUGUAAUCUAAUUUAGACUCAUGGAAUUCAAGACUCAUCUUUGCUUUAG